AUGCUAGUGCGGCCCAGCGCCUCUGUCCCUGGUCCGCCUCAGCGAAUUGUGUACGGCCCACAGCAGCGGAGCUUUGUCCCCAUCUCCAACGGUCAGACUCCCAGUUUUGAAUCUGCUUGGCAAUAUAGUGCAAACAACAAGUUUGCAUAUAGCGAAUUGCAAAAAUUUGGUCGUCGCCGCGUCGUGGCCAUGUCAUUCCUCCGAGAAGCUCUCAAGGGCGCAAAGGCUGACGUCGUUAGCGCCGGCGAUGACUUGCUUCCCCGCCUGGCCCGCGCCGCGAGAGUGGCACGCAUCCUUGGAUUAGAACUGGCGGCAAUUGCGGCGCUUGCCCCGUACGGCGCGUACGCUAUGUCCGUAUACAGGAGUUAUCCCACCGGCAGCGGCAGCACCAACAACAGCACCAACAACAGCGACAAGUGCACGAGUUCACGGCUGCGCUUUAUCAGCUGCCGCCGGGUCGGUACGAUGGUUGAGGAGGUUAGUGCCGCCCUCUCCUGGACCUUUGAUAACGUGGCCAGUACAAAACUGGAACGAAAAACGGGGGCGCCCUCCGCCAGGAGGAGCGCCACAGAAAUCCAGAUGCAGCGUUGCCGUACGACAGAGGUCUACAUGUACGACAAGAUGAGCAGCCUCAAGCAUUACGAAUUUGAAAAGAGCCGUGCCGUACACGAACUUUCGAUGAUGAAGCGUGCAGUGGGCGGGCCGAUGGGCUUCGCCGCCGCCUCGCCAAGCGUUAUCCUGGCGAGAGCAGCUGCCGGUACGGCACCGGCGCCGUACGAUCAAGACUCCGCUGCUGCUGCUGCCGCCGCCGCCGCCGGCAGCAGCAGCCUUUUCACGUCGUACUUCACGUCUUUUGAGCUCCUUGGCGACGCCAUUCCCACGCGCUCGGGGUUGAACGGCCUUGAGGCCGCCGCCGCCGCCGCCGCCGUCGGUUCUCAAACAGCCGCUGCGGCGGCGGCAGCAGCGGCGGAGCGGGGCCCGGUGUUCAACCUGGCGGCGGCGUCGCGGCUGCCACCUUUUGUGGUGAUGGGCAGCUGUUCGGAUCACAUGGUUCCCUGGCACGAGGGCGCGGAGCUGGUGCUGCAGCUGCGCAGGUGUGGCGUUCCUGUACGGCACCUGCUGUACAACCACGUGGGCCACGGCGAUUUCGUCAUGGCCUGGAGGCCGCUGAAGGCAGCUGCGGCCAUUGCAGCAGCGGCGGCGGCAGCGGCGGCGGCGGGACCGCCACCACCACCAUCAUCAUCAUCUUCUUCGGCGAUAGCGGCUGCUACAGCUCCCGACAUGCACCUGGAAGGGCUACUGCCUUGCGGCAGAGACCUCUUACGCAUUGCAUUGGGCCGAGUGCAACUAAUGGCGGCGACGGCGGCGGCGGCGGCGCCGACGCAUCAUCUGCCGCCGGGAAGAUCAUCUGCCGCCGUGUCCGCGGCCGGUGGCGAUGGCGAGCUGACGCCAUCAGGGGUGACGGCCCCGGGCUUGGGGCUCCAGUUAAUGCCGGACGUGGACGAGCAGAGAAGUCCGCAGGCGCUGAUAACGGCGGCCCAUCAGUCCAAGUUGUGA
This is a messenger RNA of Volvox carteri f. nagariensis, 1557 nucleotides long. RefSeq lists its product as uncharacterized. NCBI's taxonomy places the organism in Eukaryota, Viridiplantae, Chlorophyta, Chlorophyceae, Chlamydomonadales, Volvocaceae. The record is from RefSeq and is a predicted model, not a curated record. Bases 1 to 1557 code for a protein of 518 amino acids. The transcript has 7 exons.